AUGGCAAUAGUGAUCGGCAACAUUGUAAUCAUCCUUCUAGUGUCAACCAAUAGCAAUCUCAAAAUCCCGAUGUUCAUCUUUCUUCAGCACCUUGCUCUCGCAGAUGUCCUCCUGGCCACAUGUAUAAUUCCACUGAUGGCAGAGGUUAUAUUGAAGACAAAGAGAGAAAUGUCUGUAGGCGGAUGUAUCAUACAGCUGUACUCCUUCUUGAAUUUCGGAUUUGUGCAAUGUUUCAUCCUUGCUGUAAUGUCUUAUGACCGAUAUGUAGCUAUUUCUAAUCCUUUACAUUACAUUUUAAUUAUGGAUCGUAGAAUCUGCUUCCUGUUGGGUUUUGGUUCUUGGGUAAUAACUUGGACUCUAUCUUCAACUGAAAUUAUUUUCAUAGCUCAGUUUGAAUUUUGUGACCUCACAGACAUUGAUUACUUUUUUUGUGAUGUGGGUCCACUCGUGAAAUUGUCCACAUCAGACACAUCUAUCGCACAAUGGUUAGACUUUACAUGCUCUGCCUUUUUGUUUUUGUGUUCUCUUGCAUUUAUCAUUGGGACAUACAUCUACAUUUUUACUGUCAUUUUCAAAAUGUCAUCCUCCGCUGGCAGGAAAAAAGCUUUUUCUACAUGUAGUGCCCACCUGAUCUCUGUGUGUACAUAUUAUGGGUCCAUAAUUACCAUUUAUGUGAUUCCAGCCAAUGAGAAAUUACCUUUCGUAAACACAAGUACACUUCUUUGUUGUACAUUGUAG
Staurois parvus is the source of this 738-nucleotide messenger RNA. The record is from the annotation of a GenBank genome assembly. NCBI's taxonomy places the organism in Eukaryota, Metazoa, Chordata, Amphibia, Anura, Ranidae.